Molecule: messenger RNA, 2028 nt
Organism: Zasmidium cellare ATCC 36951
Lineage: Eukaryota; Fungi; Ascomycota; Dothideomycetes; Mycosphaerellales; Mycosphaerellaceae
Exons: 1
Coding region: 1-2028 (675 amino acids)
Biological process (GO): DNA-templated transcription; positive regulation of transcription by RNA polymerase II
Molecular function (GO): zinc ion binding; DNA binding; DNA-binding transcription factor activity, RNA polymerase II-specific
Source: RefSeq, a predicted model, not a curated record
AUGUUGCAGGAUAUCCACGAUGGGCCGUCAGAGAGAGACACAGAUACCACAAGCCGCAAGCGACCAUCUCAGACCGGAGAGCCGGCAGCGAAGAAAGCAGACCGAGCAAAGCGUGUUCGCGUCUCCAGGGCCUGCGAUCAAUGCCGAGCAGGGAGAGAAAAGUGUGAUGGAGCACAGCCUACUUGCCAGACAUGCGAGAUCCAGAACCGGUCUUGUACUUACCAUGAGCAGCCGAAGAAGAGAGGCAUUCAGCCAAACUACAUUCGAACCCUGGAGCUGACACUCGCCUGGCUUUUGCAGACCUACCCUGGAUGUGAGGUGAAGCUGUCUCAACUACUUCCGAAUCCGAACGAAGAAGUCCAUCAACUUAUUGCCUUCAAGGAGGCUAAUGCAUCAGACGCUUUGCACGCAGUUUGGAGGAACGGCAUUGUCUGUAGACAGAUUGACCAACUUCUGUCCGGUGCCACCAUCGAGAUCCCACAGCAGACCGACGAUGAUUCAGGUGCCGCACAGCUCAAUGACAGUGCCUAUGGAGGAAACGGUACUGAUUUCGGCGAGGUCAAUGUGCCGUACCAUUCGCCACCUCAGUCAGCACCCUCAGAUGGGCAUGCAGCCUUGUUGGAUGUACAAGGCUCUGGGCUACCUUUCUCGCCCCCUCAAGGCUCUUUCAGUCAACCGCAAUCAAGUGUGGCUAGGUUGCAGCUACCGACGAAGGCAUGGUCCAUGCUAGAAGACUACUUUACCUUCACCCAGACUUGGCUUCCCAUCACUGAAAAGCAUGACAUCUUGAAACUCAUGUACUCGUACCCUGCACCUGGCUUACCCAGGAACGAAGCUGUCUCGUCUGACCACGCCGAGCUUUGGAGCAUAAUGACUUGGGCGGCCGCGCGAAUGGAAGGCGAGGCUAGGAUGGAAGCUUCUCGAUGCAGAGACAUCGCCAGAUCUCUGAUUCCAAAGGAGGCCAACAUAACUCUUGGCCAUGUCAAGACUCUACUCAUCUUGGGCCUCGUCGACUUGUUGAACGCCACUCUACUGCCUGCUUGGCUCACAAUCGGAUCCGCCGUCCGUCUAAUGGCCCAUCUUACCUCUCAAGAGAACACUGGAAGCUCGCUCAUAGGAGAUCGCGUGAAGCAUACGUACCUUGCGGCGUUCGUACUCGAAAGCACUAUUGCCUCACAAACUGGAGCCUUGGCCCAUUUGAAGCCAGAAGACAUCACUUCAGUUGGUCCUGUUGAGGAAGACGGACUGGACGAAUGGUCGCCUUGGCAAGACCCAGCGAAUGAAUCAGGCUCACAGAAAUCACCAGCCAGGUCAAUAAGUACUUUUAACGAGCUCGUUCGCAUGGCUCUUCGCAGACCGCCGAGUCUCACGGCGACUCCCCAAAGUCCCCAUCCUCCUCAGGAACUGAGUGUUGUCUUUGACUUACUUCGCAAUGGCAGCGCAAACAACAGCAGGCAGCAUCCAUCUGCGCUUCUGGCCAACCGGCGUCAGUCGGACCAAAACACCGAUUUAAAUAAUCUACCAACAGUCGGAGCAACCUCUAUUACUCACGCCCGCACGCAUUCCUCUCCAAUGGAUUUCUGGAAUGUACAGCCUUCAGGAUCACAAGGCCUACAGGGCAUGUCUUUAGAGACUCAGUACCCAUUCAUGAGCAUUCCAAACGAGACGACAGAAUCUCUACCAGGAAGUACACCGGCACAAAUGACAGUCUCCACAGCCACUCCCUCCCUUUGGCUCGGUGAGAGCUCUCAUGCCCGAAUGCCGGAACCACACCAGCAUUCGCAAGCGGGACCUACUAGUCAGGCUGGAGCAGGAGGGGACAUUUUCGAGGAGUUGGCCAUGCUCGAUCGCACUGACUCGACCCAGAAACCAAACUUCAUGGAGAACCUGGGAUUUGGGCCUGAUUUGGACCUGGCAGAGUUCUUCGGGGCCGAUUAUCAGCCUUCGGAUCCUUUGCUGGCUUAUAUGCAGCCCAACGAGUUUGCAGACUUCUCCCAAGCAUACGAGGCUGAGAAGGACGCUGGUUGA